This is a messenger RNA of Galleria mellonella (greater wax moth), 1038 nucleotides long. RefSeq lists its product as uncharacterized. The record is from RefSeq and is a predicted model, not a curated record. The coding region runs from base 112 to 1038 and encodes 308 amino acids. The transcript is spliced from 4 exons. Lineage: Eukaryota; Metazoa; Arthropoda; Insecta; Lepidoptera; Pyralidae.
UAUCAUAAAGUCUAUUCUAUAUUACUCGUAAUUAUUAAUAUAUGUAUUUACAAGUAUAUUGCUGGAGUAUACACAUCAAAAUUUAAAAGUUAUCCAGGUGUUCAGCGAUUAAUGAUGGUACUAAUACCAUUACACUUCUCGUCGUAUCUCGUCAAUAUUUUUCACGUAAGAUUCUGUAACGGCAUAGACAAUAUAACAUUGUAUAAAAAAAUACAGGAGUUGGAGCAUGUUAUGAACAUAGCUAAAAACAAAACAGUCACAAAAAUGAUAUAUAAACGCCACAUGGUUGCGGUGGCCCUUGCUCUAAUCCCUUUUAUUUCCUUACUGUUUAUCGCAUGCAAUAUAGGAAUACCCGAAACAGUAAUUAUGAUAGGAGUAACGUCUACCCAAAGUCCAUUUAUUCUUGAUAUGACACAAUCUAUAACUUUCUUAAUAUAUUUUUCAAAACGUUUCCUCAUAAUCAACUCUAUAUUACUGGACUAUUUAAAUAAAAAGAUGAUAUUACAAAAAAAAUGGGCCGGAGAAGGAUUCGUUAGAGAAUUGGUAGCAAAAAACUAUGACUUCAUGUCAAGUGAAACUGAUAUUUAUUUGAGGAAAAUAUUCGAAUGCUUUUCAAUUUAUCAAGAACUUUAUACAUUUCAGAUAUUUGUAUUCAGCUGUAAAAUUGUUGGAUACAGUAUGAUAGCGUUCGAAUUUACACUGCUUACUACACAAAAUAACAUUAUGGACAUGUUUGACGGCAUUCUCGCAGUUGUAUUGUCAAUAGUAGAUAUAUCUAUAUUCAUUUUAAUCUGUCUAUACUGUGAAAUUGUAUUUAGAGAAAUAAAAAAGCUCAAAUUAUUAACAAUUUCUUUGAUGUCAGUCUACGAUCAGGGUCCACUAAGGGAUAAAGCUAAAAGAAUGUUUAAGAUUAUAGAAAACACUACACCCCGUUUCUACGUAUACGACAUGUGGGAAAUGGACGCUGGUUUUUUGCUUAGUUUUGCAAAUGUCAUCACUGGACUGAUAGUCACACUGCUACAAUUUGCUUUUCUAUAA